UGUAAAUUUGAUAAUUAAAUCUAAUAUUUGAUAAUAAGCUGUAUUUGCUUUUAAGCGAUGAAAGAUUGGAUGUUUAAGUGAUAAACCAGAAGUUCAUAAGACAUCACACUAUUUGGUCCAUUCAUUCAUUUCACACAAAUGUCAGUGAAAAUGAAUUGCAAAGAAAGUGCAACAAAGCGAUGCAGAACUCGAUUCAACUUAUGGCAGAUCCGAAAACUUGAGAAAGUCUUUCAUGAGACCCAUUACCCGGACACUCAGCAAAUGGAAGUGUUGGCCAGUGAGACAAGUAUUUCAAUGUCCAAAAUGCAGAUAUGGUUUCAGAACCGAAGAGCCAAAUGGCGUAAGAAUUCUCGUCUCAAGAAUUUCGGUGGACUCGCAUCGGUCAGGGAGACGGCAUACGUACCGGCCCCUCAUAUGGCAGACACAUUGGGAUUCGCAACACAGAUCCCUGUGCGCCUCCUGUUCCUCAUAUGCAUUUGGCAGGCAUUGGGUAGUGUAUGGACUGGUAUGUAUGGUAGGAAUGGUAGUGUAAGUGGAAUCUAA
Messenger RNA from Oppiella nova, 543 nucleotides. The record is from the annotation of a GenBank genome assembly. Lineage: Eukaryota; Metazoa; Arthropoda; Arachnida; Sarcoptiformes; Oppiidae.